CGCCGGCCGCACUGAGCAUGCCCAGUUGCAGAGCCGACCAGAGGAGUUUUUUCUUUUCUUUUCUUUUUUUUUUUUUUUUUUAGGGGGGGUCUCAAGUAGGAGGCCUCCCCACCACCCCCACCCCAGUCCCCCACCACCCCCGGCCUAAGCAGCUACCAUGGCCCAGGUGGCCGACGCGGCGUUGUCCCAGGCGGGUUGGUAUCUUUCAGAUGAAGGCAUUGAAGCUUGCACAAGCUCUCCAGACAAAGUCAAUGUAAAUGACAUCAUCCUGAUUGCUCUCAAUAUCUGAGAACAAUUGGCAAGAAAUUCCUCCCCAGUGACAUCAAUAGUGGAAAGGUAGAAAAGCUCGAAGGUCCAUGUGUUUUGCAAAUUCAAAAAAUUCGCAAUGUUGCUGCACCAAAGGAUAAUGAAGAAUCUCAGGCUGCACCAAGGAUGCUGCGAUUACAGAUGACUGAUGGUCAUAUAAGUUGCACAGCAGUAGAAUUUAGUUAUAUGUCAAAAAUAAGCCUGAACACACCACCUGGAACUAAAGUUAAGCUCUCAGGCACUGUUGACAUAAAAAAUGGAUUCCUGCUCUUGAAUGACUCUAACACCACAGUUCUUGGUGGUGAAGUGGAACACCUUAUUGAGAAAUGGGAGUUACAGAGAAGCUUAUCAAAACACAAUAGAAGCAAUAUUGGAACUGAAGGUGGACCACCUCCUUUUGUGCCUUUUGGACAGAAGUGUGUAUCUCAUGUCCAAGUGGAUAGCAGAGAACUUGAUCGAAGAAAAACAUUGCAAGUUACAAUGCCUGUCAAACCUACAAAUGAUAAUGAUGAAUUUGAAAAACAAAGGACGGCUGCUAUUGCUGAAGUUGCAAAGAGCAAGGAAACCAAGACAUUUGGAGGAGGUGGUGGUGGUGCUAGAAGUAAUCUCAAUAUGAAUGCUGCUGGUAACCGAAAUAGGGAAGUUUUACAGAAAGAAAAGUCAACCAAAUCAGAGGGAAGACAUGAAGGUGUCUAUAGAGAACUGGUUGAUGAGAAAGCUCUGAAGCACAUAACGGAAAUGGGCUUCAGUAAGGAAGCAUCGAGGCAAGCUCUUAUGGAUAAUGGCAACAACUUAGAAGCAGCAUUGAACGUACUUCUUACAAGCAAUAAACAGAAACCUGUUAUGGGUCCUCCUCUGAGAGGUAGAGGAAAAGGCAGGGGGCGAAUAAGAUCUGAAGAUGAAGAAGACCUGGGAAAUGCAAGGCCAUCAGCACCAAGCACAUUAUUUGAUUUCUUGGAAUCUAAAAUGGGAACUUUGAAUGUGGAAGAACCUAAAUUACAGCCACAGCAGCUUCAUCAGGUACAAUACAGAUCAUCAAAUACUGAGCAAAAUGGAGUAAAAGAUAAUAAUCAUCUGAGACAUCCUCCUCGAAAUGAUACCAGGCAGCCAAGAAAUGAAAAACCGCCUCGUUUUCAAAGAGACUCCCAAAAUUCAAAGUCAGUUUUAGAAGGCAGUGGAUUACCUCGAAAUAGAGGUUCUGAAAGACCAAAUACUUCUUCAGUAUCAGAAGUAUGGGCUGAAGACAGAAUCAAAUGUAAUAGACCGUAUUCUAGAUAUGACAGAACUAAAGAUACUUCAUAUCCUUUAGGUUCUCAGCAUAGUGAUGGUGCUUUUAAAAAAAGAGAUAACUCUAUGCAAAGCAGAUCAGGAAAAGGUCCCUCCUUUGCAGAGGCAAAAGAAAAUCCACUUCCUCAAGGAUCUGUAGAUUAUAAUAACCAAAAACGUGGAAAAAGAGAAAGCCAAACAUCUUUUCCUGAUUAUUUUUAUGACAGGAAAUCACAAACAAUAAAUAAUGAAGCUUUCAGUGGUAUAAAAAUUGAAAAACAUUUUAAUGUAAAUACUGAUUAUCAGAAUCCAGUUCGAAGUAAUAGUUUCAUUGAUGUUCCAAAUGGAGAAGUAGAAAUGUCACUGAAAGGAAGACGAAUAGGACCUAUUAAGCCAGCAGGACCUGUCACAGCUGUACCCUAUGAUGAUAAAAUAUUUUACAAUAGUGGGCCCAAACGAAGAUCUGGGCCAAUUAAGCCAGAAAAAAUACUAGAAUCAUCUAUUCCUAUGGAGUAUGCAAAAAUGUGGAAACCUGGAGAUGAAUGUUUUGCACUUUAUUGGGAAGACAACAAGUUUUACCGGGCGGAAGUUGAAGCCCUCCAUUCUUCGGGUAUGACAGCAGUUGUUAAAUUCAUUGACUACGGAAACUAUGAAGAGGUGCUACUGAGCAAUAUCAAGCCCAUUCAAACAGAGGCAUGGGGAGACGUGAGACUUCAAUCAAAUACAUUUAAGAAAUACAUUGGUUUGGUCAAGACGGGACAACUUGAAGCGGGGGCUUCUAGCUUACAGGAGGAAGAAGGCACCUACGAUCAAACUCUGGAGUUCCGUAGGGGAGGUGAUGGUCAGCCAAGACGAUCCACUCGGCCAACCCAACAGUUUUACCAACCACCCCGGGCUCGGAACUAAUAGGAAAAGUAGACUCUUUGUGAAGAAACGAGCCGGUGACUGAAACAUCCUGGUGGAAGACCUUCCACCUUCCACUUUCUCUUCAGAAUAAGUAGCAGCUGUGGUGGAUAUUAUUAUUUGAAGAAAGAAAAAGCAGAUUUUAGGGUGGAAAAAAACAGUCAACUCACACAAAGAAUGGGAAAAAAUAUUGAGUUAAAUAAAGCCAAUACCUUUUACAAGUGAAAGGAAGAAUUUUUCUUCUGCCAUCAAUAAAACCAUUGUGCUAUUAUUGUU
This is a messenger RNA of Nomascus leucogenys (northern white-cheeked gibbon), 2751 nucleotides long. It is a transcript of the gene TDRD3, whose product is annotated as tudor domain containing 3. The record is from RefSeq and is a predicted model, not a curated record. The transcript is spliced from 15 exons. Gene Ontology annotation, cellular component: nucleus. The coding region runs from base 433 to 2478 and encodes 681 amino acids. Lineage: Eukaryota; Metazoa; Chordata; Mammalia; Primates; Hylobatidae. Gene Ontology annotation, molecular function: protein binding.